Pimephales promelas (fathead minnow) is the source of this 1341-nucleotide messenger RNA. NCBI's taxonomy places the organism in Eukaryota, Metazoa, Chordata, Actinopteri, Cypriniformes, Leuciscidae. The record is from RefSeq and is a predicted model, not a curated record.
AUGGCUUCAGUAUCUGCAGAAACACUUUCGUGUCCUCUGUGUCAUGAAAUCUUCAAGGCUCCAGUUGUUUUAUCAUGUGGUCACAGUGUCUGUAAAGUGUGUCUUCAAAAGUUCUGGAGAACUAGGGAAGCUCAGGAGUGUCCUGUCUGCAGGAAGAGAUCCUCAAAAGAGUUUCCUCCUUUAAAUGUUGAGUUACACAAAUUGUGUGAGUCAUUCCUGAAGGAGAGAAAUGAGAACCUUUCAUCAGGAUCUGAGGAGAUCUGCAGUUUACACGGAGAUAAACUCAAACUCUACUGUCUGGAUGACAAACAGCUGAUUUGUUUAGUGUGCAGAGAUUCACAGAAACACGACAAUCAUAAAUUCAGACCCAUCCGUGAAAUGAUUUUAUCAUAUAAGGAGGAGCUCACUACGGCACUAAAGUCCUCACAAGAGAAACUUCAACACAAUAAACAAAUGAAAGGAAAUUUUGAGAAAACAGAUCAACACAUCAAGUCUCAAGCUGAUUGCACAGAGCUUCAGAUUAGACAGCAAUUUAAGAAGCUUCGUAAUUUUCUCAAAGAGGAAGAAAAGGCUACAAUCACUGCACUGAGGGAGGAAGAGAAGCAGAAGAAGCAGAAGCUGGAGGAGAUGAACCGACUAAUCUCAGCUCUUUCACACACAAUCAAAGACAUGGAGGAGAUGAUGAAAGCCAAUGACAUCUGCUUUCUAAAGAAGUUUGCUGUCACAAUGGAAAGAGUCCAGAGCUUACAGCCGGAUCCACAGAUGAGUUCAGGAGCUUUGAUUGAUGUGUCACGUUACUUGGGCAACCUGCCGUUCAGAGUCUGGAAGAAGAUGGAGGACAUUGUCCAAAACUCUCCUGUGAUUCUGGAUCCAAACACUGCACAGCCAUGUCUCGUCCUGUCUGAUGAUCUGACCAGUGUGAAAAAAAGUGAUACACAUCAAGAUCUUCCUGAUAAUCUUGAGAGAUUUGACAACUAUGCAUGUGUUCUGGGUUCAGUGGGUUUUAAUUCAGGAACACACUGCUGGGAUGUGGAGGUUAAAAAGUCUUCAUGGUGGAGUCUUGGAGUAACUACAGCAUCAAACCAGAGGAAGGGAAAGGUUUUCUAUAAGAGUGAUGUCUGGUUUGUGCAGUACGGAUGGUCUUUUAAAUCUGGUUUUAAAGUUGAUCAGAAUCUCAAUCGUGUGAGAGUGAAUCUGGACUAUGACAGCGGAACGGUGUCAUUCUCUGAUCCUGAAACAAACAAACAUCUACACACAUUCACAACCACCUUCACUAACACACUCUUUCCCUUCUUUCAUUGUUAUCCCUCUCUGAGUAUCUUACCGGUCAAUAGUCAGUAA